Messenger RNA from Alternaria arbusti, 342 nucleotides. RefSeq lists its product as uncharacterized. The transcript has 2 exons. The coding region runs from base 1 to 342 and encodes 113 amino acids. The record is from RefSeq and is a predicted model, not a curated record. Gene Ontology annotation, molecular function: DNA-binding transcription factor activity. Lineage: Eukaryota; Fungi; Ascomycota; Dothideomycetes; Pleosporales; Pleosporaceae. Gene Ontology annotation, biological process: regulation of DNA-templated transcription.
AUGUCUCGAGACCAACAACCCAGCCCUCAACAAGCCACCUCGAAAAGGGAAUCCGUCGUAACUGGCGACGAUUCUCUAGAAGCCGGACCAAACGACUGGUCCGACAUCAAAGACCCGAACGAAAGACGCAAGAUACAAAACAAACUCGCCCAAAGAAGAUUUCGCGACAAAGUAAAAGAGCAGAAAGAGGAGACGGAGCGAGACGAUGAGAAUCAGCGACAAGCUGGAAGCGCAUACGCAUCGCCUGAACCAGAGAAGAUGGAUGCAAGACAGGUGCUCUCGGGUCUGCCGUGGGGUGGCAUCUCUAUGAGACAUAUUGUUGAGACGGGGAAGAGUAAAUAA